Messenger RNA from Gordionus sp. m RMFG-2023, 2403 nucleotides. RefSeq names its product obscurin-like. The record is from RefSeq and is a predicted model, not a curated record. The transcript is spliced from 9 exons. Lineage: Eukaryota; Metazoa; Nematomorpha; Gordioida; Chordodea; Parachordodidae. The annotation marks the transcript as partial.
AAAUUCCAACGGAAAAGAUUGAGGAAAUCCAAGUAAUAGAAGUUGAUCAAGGCGCUACACUUGAAAUAACGGUAACUUUAUCUCGCGAAAUAAAGGACGUGAAAUGGAAAAAGGAUGAAACGGAAAUAUUGGAGGAUGAUAGGGUGAAAUUUGUACAACAAGGGGUCGUUUAUAAAUUGGUCGUAUCUAAGGUAGACCACGAAGAUAAAGGAAUAUACAGCUUGGAAUUCGAAGGGAAAAAAGUCAAAACACGAGUCAUUAUAAAUGAAAUACCGGUGGAAAAAUUGGAAGAGGUGAACAUUGUAGAAAUCGAAGAGGGAAGUCGAUUAGAUUUAGCAGUCACAUUGCCCCGUAAAGUCGAUACAGUAACUUGGAAGAAGGACGAGACAGAGAUUUUAAAAGACGAUCGAAUAUCCUUCCAACCAGAAGGGGUAGUUCAAAAAUUAGUGAUAUCUAAAGUGGUUCCAGAGGAUAAAGGUGUGUACGCUUUAGAAUUCGAGGGCGAACAAGUUAAAACGGAAGUGGUGGUCAAAGAAAUUCCAACGGAAAAGAUUGAGGAAAUCCAAGUAAUAGAAGUUGAUCAAGGCGCUACACUUGAAAUAACGGUAACUUUAUCUCGCGAAAUAAAGGACGUGAAAUGGAAAAAGGAUGAAACGGAAAUAUUGGAGGAUGAUAGGGUGAAAUUUGUACAACAAGGGGUCGUUUAUAAAUUGGUCGUAUCUAAGGUAGACCACGAAGAUAAAGGAAUAUACAGCUUGGAAUUCGAAGGGAAAAAAGUCAAAACACGAGUCAUUAUAAAUGAAAUACCGGUGGAAAAAUUGGAAGAGGUGAACAUUGUAGAAAUCGAAGAGGGAAGUCGAUUAGAUUUAGCAGUCACAUUGCCCCGUAAAGUCGAUACAGUAACUUGGAAGAAGGACGAGACAGAGAUUUUAAAAGACGAUCGAAUAUCCUUCCAACCAGAAGGGGUAGUUCAAAAAUUAGUGAUAUCUAAAGUGGUUCCAGAGGAUAAAGGUGUGUACGCUUUAGAAUUCGAGGGCGAACAAGUUAAAACGGAAGUGGUGGUCAAAGAAAUUCCAACGGAAAAGAUUGAGGAAAUCCAAGUAAUAGAAGUUGAUCAAGGCGCUACACUUGAAAUAACGGUAACUUUAUCUCGCGAAAUAAAGGACGUGAAAUGGAAAAAGGAUGAAACGGAAAUAUUGGAGGAUGAUAGGGUGAAAUUUGUACAACAAGGGGUCGUUUAUAAAUUGGUCGUAUCUAAGGUAGACCACGAAGAUAAAGGAAUAUACAGCUUGGAAUUCGAAGGGAAAAAAGUCAAAACACGAGUCAUUAUAAAUGAAAUACCGGUGGAAAAAUUGGAAGAGGUGAACAUUGUAGAAAUCGAAGAGGGAAGUCGAUUAGAUUUAGCAGUCACAUUGCCCCGUAAAGUCGAUACAGUAACUUGGAAGAAGGACGAGACAGAGAUUUUAAAAGACGAUCGAAUAUCCUUCCAACCAGAAGGGGUAGUUCAAAAAUUAGUGAUAUCUAAAGUGGUUCCAGAGGAUAAAGGUGUGUACGCUUUAGAAUUCGAGGGCGAACAAGUUAAAACGGAAGUGGUGGUCAAAGAAAUUCCAACGGAAAAGAUUGAGGAAAUCCAAGUAAUAGAAGUUGAUCAAGGCGCUACACUUGAAAUAACGGUAACUUUAUCUCGCGAAAUAAAGGACGUGAAAUGGAAAAAGGAUGAAACGGAAAUAUUGGAGGAUGAUAGGGUGAAAUUUGUACAACAAGGGGUCGUUUAUAAAUUGGUCGUAUCUAAGGUAGACCACGAAGAUAAAGGAAUAUACAGCUUGGAAUUCGAAGGGAAAAAAGUCAAAACACGAGUCAUUAUAAAUGAAAUACCGGUGGAAAAAUUGGAAGAGGUGAACAUUGUAGAAAUCGAAGAGGGAAGUCGAUUAGAUUUAGCAGUCACAUUGCCCCGUAAAGUCGAUACAGUAACUUGGAAGAAGGACGAGACAGAGAUUUUAAAAGACGAUCGAAUAUCCUUCCAACCAGAAGGGGUAGUUCAAAAAUUAGUGAUAUCUAAAGUGGUUCCAGAGGAUAAAGGUGUGUACGCUUUAGAAUUCGAGGGCGAACAAGUUAAAACGGAAGUGGUGGUCAAAGAAAUUCCAACGGAAAAGAUUGAGGAAAUCCAAGUAAUAGAAGUUGAUCAAGGCGCUACACUUGAAAUAACGGUAACUUUAUCUCGCGAAAUAAAGGACGUGAAAUGGAAAAAGGAUGAAACGGAAAUAUUGGAGGAUGAUAGGGUGAAAUUUGUACAACAAGGGGUCGUUUAUAAAUUGGUAGUAUCUAAGGUAGACCACAAAGAUAAAGGAAUAUACAGCCUGGAAUUCGAAGGGAAAAAAGUCAAAACACGAGUCAUUAUAAAUG